GAUUUAUUAGCGAAGAUCGGUGGAGAGAGGCAGACGCCAACAUACUGCAUUAAUAUACAUAAACCCCCGAUAGAGGGAAAAAACGAGGCCGGAAAUCAGAAAGGGGUAGAAGCUUGCUGUAUACUGAACAAUAACACACACGGCUCUCCGGGCCGGACUGACUGCAGCACCCAGAGUGCUCUGCUCCUUGAAGUCCGCCAUUGCUCGGAGCGCGCAGAGGAGUGUCAAGUACAAGCCUCAGAAUGACCGUUCAGCGCUUAUUCCGACUCUCCUCGCUCCUGCGGUCCGCCCUUUCCCAACAGGCGCGGCGCAACGUCGGGCUGUCGGCCGUGGCGAUGAACCGGGCCAAAGAUCUGGACCCCGUGCAGAAGCUCUUCCUGGACAAGAUCCGCGAGUACAACACCAAGAGCAAGGCAGCAGGGGGCGUGGUGGGUGCCGGUCCGGAAUAUCAAAAGAACAUGGCAGAUGAGCUGGCCAAACUGCAGCGGCUGUACGGAGGUGGGGACCUCACCAAAUUCCCCGACUUCAAGUUCCCCGAGCCCAAGUUUGAAGAAGUGUCACCCAAGUGAAAACCCCCUCUCUUCAUUCUCUCUGUUCCUGUGUCCACACGCUGUGUAGAUAUUUAAUAAAUGAUGUUGGAUAAAAUGG
Messenger RNA from Lepisosteus oculatus (spotted gar), 648 nucleotides. It is a transcript of the gene atp5pf, whose product is annotated as ATP synthase peripheral stalk subunit F6. The record is from RefSeq and is a predicted model, not a curated record. Gene Ontology annotation, biological process: proton motive force-driven ATP synthesis. NCBI's taxonomy places the organism in Eukaryota, Metazoa, Chordata, Actinopteri, Semionotiformes, Lepisosteidae. Gene Ontology annotation, molecular function: proton transmembrane transporter activity.